AUGGAGAAAUCGAUGGAGAAAAGCGUGAGCUCUGCUGCUUCUGGAAACUCAAUCAACUCGAAACUCAGGUAUCCUCUAAGAUCGGCUCUUAGAUCGAAUGGAGGGAAGCCUCCUGUUCCAGAUUUCUCAGCUUCUUCAGUACCAAGAAGGGGACGAGUUGCGUCUGCUGUGAGUCAGAGCACUACAGUUCUUGAUCUAUCUGCUAAGAAGAGCAGUGUUGAUCGCAGCAAGCCACCAAGAAGACUGUCGAUUCCAAACAAGUACUCAAGCAAUUCAUCUGUUAAGUCAGUCUCCAGCAGCGUCACUUCCGUCUCGGAGAGCAAGGUCAAGAGAUCAGGCAUUGUUGCUAGGAGCUUGAACGAGACAACACCUUUCUCUAGCGUGCUGAGAUCAGCGACUCGGAGAAAAGCUGAAGAUUUGUCUUCCUCUGCUUAUUGGCUGACUCAUAUCAAGCUAGCUGAAUCAGUUGGGAAACAUUCGAUCUCUCUCGGUUUCUUCAAGCUUGCUCUUCAUGCAGGGUGUGAGCCGAUUGAUCAGAUGAAGAAAGAGUUGAAAUCAUACGCUCGUCGCAAUAACUUGGAUGGGCUUGAUGAUGCUAUGAAGGAGCUGUCUGAGCUGUACAAUAUCUCUGAAGAAUCGAAGCAGAUUCAGAUCUCUGAGACUGAGACCAGUUCUGUUGUAGCUGAGGAAGCAACUGUGUCCCUGAACAAUGAUAACGAAUCUACUCCUGGAGAUUCGACCAUCCCAUCAGAGAUCAUGAAAGAGGAUGCUUUGCAAGAUUCGGCUGUUACAGAAUCAGCCAAGGAAGAAGAGGUCUUGGAGACUGCUCCACAGGGAGGAGCUAGAAAGUCCUUGGAUGAGAUCAGUGUGAAUCAAGAAUCAGAAGAUGUGGCGGUUGUUCAACCUUCAGAGAAAAAGCUUGCAAACAAGAAGGAGACAGUCUCUAAGAAGAAUCAGCCUGCGAGGACGAAGAAAUCAGUUGCAGCCAGCUCUGCAAAUCCAAAAACUGUUCCAGAAAACAAGUCUCAGAAGAAGGAUGAAAGGAUCACUAAACCAAGGACUAAGAGAAUUCAAGAAGAGACGAAGAAGUCAACCAAGAAACCUGCUGCCAAAGAAGGUGAAGUUAAAUCAGUGAAGCAAUUGAAGAAGAUGGAGAACAAAGAAAACUCUGUUGUUGUUGCUGGUGCAGGAGACGAAGUUCAGGUCUGA
Molecule: messenger RNA, 1209 nt
Organism: Microthlaspi erraticum
Lineage: Eukaryota; Viridiplantae; Streptophyta; Magnoliopsida; Brassicales; Brassicaceae
Source: the annotation of a GenBank genome assembly